Molecule: messenger RNA, 1178 nt
Organism: Belonocnema kinseyi
Lineage: Eukaryota; Metazoa; Arthropoda; Insecta; Hymenoptera; Cynipidae
Gene: mge
Product: mitochondrial import receptor subunit TOM22 homolog
Exons: 3
Coding region: 218-640 (140 amino acids)
Biological process (GO): intracellular protein transport
Cellular component (GO): mitochondrial outer membrane
Source: RefSeq, a predicted model, not a curated record
GGAAUCCUCUGAACAUGUGCGUUGAACGUGAAUGGUGAACGCUGAACCCUGAAACUGAAACGCCUGCACCCCAAGAUAUUUUUGCUGCAAUUUUGCUUAACACCUGUGAACGCUGAAAAUCGCGAAAUUGCAAAUCGCUGGAACAGAGCUUCGUGAAUCCCUAAUUUUAUAAAGCUUAAAAAUUUUUUCCCCGAAUUCGGGAGCACCCAUUUUGCACAUGGAUUUUACCGGAGAAAUAGAACAGUUGGACAGCGGAAUGGGAAGCAGUGACAUGAGAUCUCCAGAAGUCAAAGCCAUCCUUCCUGACGAUGACGACGAAUACGAAGAGGACGAGAGUUUGGUUGAGCGCUUGGUAGGAUUGACUGAAAUGUUCCCCAAAGAAGUGCGAAAUUUGAGUUACAAUGUAGGCACAUGUGUUUGCUCUUGCGUAAAAGGAUUGUAUUCAGUGUCGUGUACUCUGACAUGGUUCUUCUUCAGCACGUCUGCAAUUUUAGUCGCACCGGUUCUUUUUGAGGUGGAGCGUGCACAAAUGGAUGAGGCGCAGCGGGCGCAACGGAACCAAGUUUUGUUAGGUCCCAAUGCAGCAAUUUCGAGUGUGGGAGCUUCCGGUCUGCCAAUGGCUCCUCCUGUUCAGCGAUAAAUUAUUUAUUAUCGAGAAAGUCACUCGCUGCUCGACACUAAGCCAGUUUCAAUUCCCCGACUAUUAUCUGUUUAUCGUUUAGUCUGUACAAAUCUUGUAAUUUUUUUUUCUUGAGAGGUAUAAAAUUUCAGGUGCAUUUAAAUCUAUCAGAAAUUCGAAAUCAACGCUGUGCGUACGAUAAAGCAGAUUCUGCAAAAAUCACUUGGAACAAGUACCAAAGGCUACAGAAAAAAUUAGUUUAACUAAUGCUCGCUCGAUUAUUUUUCCCGGCAUUAAAUCGAUCGAUUGAUCGCUCGAAAUCGAUUGAUCGUUUUAUUAAGAAAGUAGGUUUAAAAUCCUCUGCAUUUUGUCGAUUUUCAGUUAACGGUUUUUAAUAGAAGAGGAAAUUGCUACUUAAUAUUUUAAUAAAAUAAAGACAUUUACGUAGAAAAAAAAGAAACUAUUAUACAUAGUUCUUGAUCUCAAUUUCAUUUUUUCACUCUCAUUGUAGAAUUAUUACUUCAAGAUAGAUUCUGCAAACUGACAAAUUAUGUAUCGU